CCCAUCCCGAGCCGACAUCGAGCGAGCGAGCGCACGAGCCGCGAGCGAUGCCUUCGCUGUCGCUCUGCGGGCGUGUCAUUGCAUCCACACCCAGGGCGCUCACCAAAGAGCUGUUCGAAGGCUCCAAGCCAUCAAAGGAUUCAGCCGGCGAAGCAAACCACAUCCUGCAUGACCUGGAAAGGCGUUAUGAGAAUGUGGAAGACACUGCGGUGCUGGCAGUUCACCGGCGGUGCAGCCUCCAGCCACACUUUGAGGCGCAGCCAAUGAUGUCUCCACGGGGCGCCCUGGGUCUGGUUCGCCGUGGCAGUGAACUGAACAUGGGCCACGUGGCGCACCAUGAGAAGAAGCACAAGGGACUUUCAAGGAGAAGGCCGUCCUUUGCCAGCACCGCUAGUGUCAGCCAUGAUGACCGCCAGCUAGAGGCGCUGCUGAGUGCUUCGCCGCAGCACUGGGCGGCCGGCCAAGUAGGGACGCAUGGUCAUGCAGUGCACGGCGAAGGUCCCCUAGCAGGGCUCGAGCCAGAGGAGCUUCUCAAAUGCUUGCAGCCGCGGGCGGACCAGCCCGGCUGCGCGGAGAUGAAGGCGGAGGACUUCCGGAAGGUCGAGACUGUGGUUGUGGACCCCGAUGGCCUGCUCUGGGACAUCCAGGAGGCGGAGGCGAGCGUCAAGCAUCAUGCCGCCACCUACUUGAAGGAGAACGUGGCCUUCAUCAACACCCUGCUGGCCGCAGGCAUGCGCGUGGUCAUGUGCGACAGCCUCAACAAGCAGCUCACAAGGCAAGGCUUCAAGGAGCGGUUGAAGGAGAAGGGCAUCUCGGAGACCUGCCAAGUCUGGACGCCCACGGACACGGCCGCGUGGUACCUGAAGAGCCAAGGUGUGUCCAGACCGCUAGUGGUGACGACAGAGGCCUCCUUCCUGGAAGACGUUCGCAAGGCAGGCUUCGAGUGCUUGGACAUCCUGGGUGAGGAUGGGCAGGUGCUGCCAGAGCUGCAACUCCACGAGGCUGCUUCAGGUGAGCACCUGGACCACGCCUUGUCCCGCUUCGGCGGCGCCGACGCGGUGGUGAUGGGGCCAAUGAAGGAUCUCUCUCCCAUCCUGAUGGCCCUCAUAGAUACGAUCCUGGACCGGGAAUCCAGGAACCCGCUGCUGGUGUGUUGCUGCCCUGCGGUGGUGAAGAGGAAGAUGCGGAUCGUGAGGAACUCCAUUGCCUGCCAGACGCUGAUGAAAUCUGAGAUCCGCGAGGACUUCGUAGAUGCCUUUUGGCCCUCACGACUUCAGACGGCCGCCCUCUUCGAUUCUCAGAAGCUGGCAGUGGCGGAGACCAUCCUCGUGGGCAGGAGCUUCGAGAAAACUGUCAGGCCGGCCUACAGAUCUGGUAUGCGCUGCCUGCUUGUCCUAGACAACCUCAUCGACCAACUUCACCUUACCAAGGAGCGCCGUGCAGAGUACCUGCCUGACUUUGUCAUCCCCCGGCUCGGCCAGUUCAUCUCCUAGGGCCCGGCCUCGUCGGCCUUGGCCAUUUUCGCGCUUGCGAAGUGUGUGGGGGAAGGGGGGCUCAACCCCCAAAGAUCUCCAUGUACGGUUUCAUGUUGAUGUGGCGAGCCCCCUCCUAAAGGUUGGC
This is a messenger RNA of Effrenium voratum, 1620 nucleotides long. Lineage: Eukaryota; Dinophyceae; Suessiales; Symbiodiniaceae. The record is from the annotation of a GenBank genome assembly.